This is a messenger RNA of Aphis gossypii (cotton aphid), 825 nucleotides long. RefSeq lists its product as uncharacterized. The record is from RefSeq and is a predicted model, not a curated record. The annotation marks the transcript as partial. Lineage: Eukaryota; Metazoa; Arthropoda; Insecta; Hemiptera; Aphididae. The transcript has a single exon.
GUUGUGUUCGUUGAUUUCAACCUAACAGUGGUCUUUAACAAUAGUGACACGGAUCCCACAUGUGUAACAGAAUUACUAAAAAAUUCUGUAACUAAACCACCUCAGUGUGAUACUUAUAUCUCUGAAAUCAAAACAGAAAUGUGGUAUCCCUCAUUUUUCAAAAAUCAUUGGUUUUUUAUAUGUGAAAAACCCACUACAAUUACUAUAAUUUGUAAUAAACAGUCUAUCACUCAAAAAAUUAAAAUUAAAAGUUCUGGGAAGUUAUACUUGAAGUCUGGGUGUAUUGCUUGUACAUCGAAAGGUGUACUGAAAAAGGAACAGAUAUAUCAAACAUAUUCCUCAGUUCCAGUAGACUUAUCUCUUUUGAACGAUUCAUGCUGCAAUGUUUUCAACUUUUCAAAUCAGCCCUACCCCAAACCUAUUCACUACGAUGAAAUAAAAAAUAUUAAAUUUAAUAAAGACGCGUUUAACGAAAUAAAUAAUCAAUUAGAUCAACAAGAUGUAUUAUUAAAUUCACUCAUUGUAGAUAAAACGUAUGAAUUUAUAUACACAAACAAAUAUUUAGUUGCCGUAAUAAUAAUAUUUUUAAUAUAUUUUAUAGCGAAAUUUUAUUUAAAUAAGAAAGCAAAAAAAUCAGAUAUAAAAAAUAUUACUCUAAGUUAUAGUCCUGUAAAUACUAAAAAUUAAUUUAGUAAAGGUUCUUAGUACGUAUCUAUAUUUUAUAUACCAAAUAUUAUGUAAUUUGUCAUAUAGGUACCAUUCAUAACAUUUAUAUUAUUUUUUUGGAUGUGAAUAAUUAGUACCUACCUAUAUCUAUAUGCAUGU